AGACUAGUUAAGACAUCUACGCCUUUCUCUUCGCCAUUGCUGAACCCAAGGUUCGGUUCUGCUGAACUUGUAGAGACAGCGCGAUGCAGAGUCUGAGAGGAGAGGUGGUGCUGAACAUGUCAGCAGACAAGGCAUGGGAGAUGUACAGAGACAACGAUAUUAUCAGCAAAAUCAACCCUCAGAUGCUGUCUUCUGCUGAAUAUGUUCACGGCAAUGGCAACCCUGGCAGUCUCCGUCUCUUCAGGCUCGGCCCCGCUGUGAGCAACUACGUGAAGGAGUCGACUGAACAGAUAGAGAGUGUUGAGACAGGACGAUCCAUUACAUAUCGUGUAGUUGGAGGCGACCUGAGCAACAUGUAUGAUCCCUACAGAGUCACCUUCAACUUCACUCCUGUUAAAGGAAAGGAGGAUGAGAAAUGUAUUGCAGAGUGGAAAGCUGAGUUUGAGCCGUUGGAUCCAUCAACACCUCCCCCAGAGAAGGCACGGGAUGCCGCUCUGGGAUUUCUCAAGUCGUUCGAGAAGUUCCAGUUCAGCUACUAAUUUGUUAUGUAUGGUGUCAAUGGUCUAAAAAUAAAAGUUGACAUGUAAUGGCAUACACAAAGAAGACUAUAUAUGACGAGGAGGUCAGAAUGUCCCUUUUUUCGGGAGAGUAAA
Molecule: messenger RNA, 653 nt
Organism: Punica granatum (pomegranate)
Lineage: Eukaryota; Viridiplantae; Streptophyta; Magnoliopsida; Myrtales; Lythraceae
Source: RefSeq, a predicted model, not a curated record